AUUUCUGCUCAAAAGAAAAAGUUAGUAAUAAAAUAUACAUUGCAAUAGAUUUGUGCUAAUCAGUGUCCAAUAGCGACAACAGACCAUUGAUGUGGCUUUCCCAUCCGACUUUCUCGAGAACUCGGGAUCCUUGUCCGCGAUUGUCAACCAUCCAUGCCCGUCUCGAAUGGUAACAGCAUGUAACAGUCACAGAGGGUGCAGUUAGAGAUUGUGAUUCAGCGUGUCGUCAAAGAGAGCAUGGAAGAGCAUGGAAGAGCAUGCUCUGGUCAGGACAGGACGACAAGGCGUGUCCUAUGCUCACAAAGAUCUGCACCUGCAAUGGUUCUGCAUCUCUGUCAUUGGCGCGCGCGGCCGACGUGGACGCCAUGCUGUCGACUCCUGCGAUGCGAGGGGUCGAGAAGGACUCUCGUUGCGUUUGCCAAAGCCGGAGCUGUGGGCCCACGAUCCGGGCCGCGCCCCGUGCUGCCGCUGGUCUCUCGAGGCCUUGUGCCACUACUGUGCGCAAGAUUUCGCCUCAUCUUCCGCGCCUCGGAUCCGUCUCUGGUGAAUUUGGUGCGUGGGAUGCAAUAUGGCGACCGCCGUGGGGGCCACGGCUGUGAUGAAUCCGCUCAGCUGGCGGGUGGAAUCAGCUGCUGGUUCUGGCAGUCCUGUGGAUGUAAGGCAGAGGCUUGUGCUGCGAUCGCGAUUGAGUUUUUUCCCUUCCUACUUCGCCAGGAUGCAGGGGACUCGCUCCCUCCAGCCUUCCAAGAACCUCGAGUUCGGAGGUGCUGAGCUUUUGAGGUGGAAGAAGGCCCUCUUGUCGACAACCUUGCUUGUGCCUGCGCUCUCUACUCCUCGGAGGGCGGUGAGAUUCCAGAUACGUUCCAAGUCAGGUGACACCAAAGUGGCCACGAAGCUGUCAAAAAUCAAUCUCGAUGAAUAUAUGGUCACUCUGGACAAACCUGUCGGCAUUCGAUUCGCGCAGACGUUGACUGGAAAAGUGUAUGUCGAGGCCCUUGCGAAAAAUGGGAAUGCGGACAGAACUCGCAUUGUCAUGAUAGGGGAUGUUCUGAAAAAGACGAGUGCUGUUUUCGGUGAUCAGCUGUGGGAUGUAAAUGACUUCGGGCGAACAAUGCACGCAAUCAAGUCACGGGUUGGUUCUGUGAGCCUAGUAUUUGAGAGGUCCCCGCCAGUUUGCCGGUCCACGUUUGCUAAUAGUGAAGCACCCUUUAACGUGGGGAGAGUUGCCCUUUCUACAUGGAACAACAGCAGUCUGGUUGAGCCUUAUCAACCGUCAGUGAAACCUCAUGGAGGGAAUGUUGGUUUCGCUACAUUUUCCUCCAGAUAUGUUUUGCCGAAAGAACUCCACCGGCUCGCACGUCUGAAAGCAUCUCAGGACGGUGAGGAUGAGGAUUCUUACACUCACUUUGGGCGUAUGUCGAAGGAUGCACGGUAUGGUGAUGAAGAGACGUACGAAGUAAUCGGUUCUUUUAGUGAUGAAGAUUUGUCAGAUGGGGAAAUAGAGUGGACUCACGGCAGCUAUAAUGAGGAAGAAUAUCUGAACGCUCUGGAGAGGUCCGAAACUGACUUGACAUAUAAUCCGUCCCGGGGAAUAAGUUACUCAAAGAUUACGGAUCAUAUAAUUGUUGGCUCUUGCAUUCAUAAUGAUGAAGAUCGUCGCCUUCUUAUGGACAGAUUGGGAAUCACUGCCGUUUUGAAUUUGCAGCGAAAGAGUGAACAGUCAAAUUGGGGCAUUGAUGGAGAUGCCAUUGAACGGGCCGCAAAAGAGGAUGGUAUCAUAAUGGUCAACUGUCCAAUAAGGGAUGUCGACUCAGUGGAUCUACGGCGAAAACUUCCUUAUGCUGUGGGGAUCUUAUAUCGGCUGCUACGGCAAGGUCGCCGAGUAUACGUGACAUGCACCACAGGCUUGGAUCGCUCACCGGCCUGUGUCAUUGCCUACUUGCAUUGGAUACAAGACGUAGCUCUUCAAGAGGCGGUGGACUACAUCAAAAGGCUCCAUCCUUGUGGACCAGACAUGCCAGCUCUAGUUUGGGCCACUUGGGAUCUUAUUGCUAUGGCGGAACAAGGAGUUGAACACAAGGGACCUCCGACCCAUGCUGUACAGUUCGUUUGGAAUCAUGGGUGCCGAGAGGGUGAAGAGGUUUUGCUGGUGGGAGAGUUUAAAGGCGGGUGGAAUGAGCCCAUAAAAGCAGUGCAUGCGAGUGGGCCGAAGUACACGGUGGACCUCCACUUGCCACAAGGAAAGUACAAUUACAAGUUCAUUGUUGGUGGUCAUUGGAGACAUUCUAGCAGUCUGCCUACUGAAGUGGACAAAUGGGGCAAUAUCAACAAUGUGAUAAAGAUUGGCGAUGUAGCUUCAUUCAAAUUUGACUCUCCAAAACGCGGCCACAUUAAGGAUCUGAACACUAUCAAAGUCAUAGAAAGGCCUCUUACCGAAGAUGAGAGGUUCACUUUAGCUUUUGCUGCCCGGCGCAUGGCAGCUGGUAUUGAUCCUUUUACGUUUACACCGAAGAAGAGGUAGCAGAGUCAGAGCUUGUAUCAUUUAUAGGUGCUUUUAGAUUAAUCUGAGAUUUGCAAUCCUGUGCCGCCUUGUAUGAUGUCUUCAGGGCUUUUAGGUGAACAUGUACAUAAUCUAUAUCUUUGAUAUCUUUAAUAUCUACUUCUUUCAGUGUUCAGAACUUGGUUGGCCAAUCAAUU
Molecule: messenger RNA, 2697 nt
Organism: Marchantia polymorpha subsp. ruderalis
Lineage: Eukaryota; Viridiplantae; Streptophyta; Marchantiopsida; Marchantiales; Marchantiaceae
Source: the annotation of a GenBank genome assembly